AUGGCACUAAACGCUCAGGAUUCCGGAGAACCUUUCUUGCAAAGCUCUCCAUGCUUGGGCUCUCCUCUCGGACACUUCGCUCAAACUCCAACUCCCAUGAAGGCUGAACAAACUUCCGGUAGACCUGAGCAUAUUCCCAAUGGCUCCUCUACUGAGUUCCCGUACGGCUUAAUGAGUCCGAUGCAGGAGCAGCCGGUCCGAAUGGAAGAGGCACCUGCUGCAGAACCGGCCCGUGUCGAUCCUACCGAAUGGUACCCGCACUAUUUGGUCUGCUUACGGUACUUUUUGGAUCACGCGCAGCAUACGCUUCCUGUGCAAUCGAUGACUUCUUUUAUCAACAUUCGUCUACCUUGCCAGCGGCCGUCUGCUCCCGUUUUUCAGUUCACACAAACAGAGGGUUCCCCUGCGUCUGCUGCGACUGUUUCUUUGACGCCAUACAUUCGACGACUUAUUGUUACUGGGAACGACACGCCAGCCGUUCUGCACGCGUUCUUUGGCAAUGAUUGGGAAGCCGGCAUAGAAACCAUUUGGAAACAAGAGCGCAUGAAUUACUUGUUCACGGCCAAAAGCAGUGGAUGGGCCUCGACCAAGGAAGCCUAUGAUAUUCUCCCCGAUGAGCAAACCCCAACCCUACGGCCUCUUCGUAACUCUACGGAGGAGGAGCUGCGCUUAGCUGACGCGCGAUGGAGCGACUGGCUAGCCAUGGAGGACUGGAUGGUUGGGCCGCGAAGUCCAUGGUAA
Aspergillus chevalieri is the source of this 741-nucleotide messenger RNA. RefSeq lists its product as uncharacterized. The coding region runs from base 1 to 741 and encodes 246 amino acids. NCBI's taxonomy places the organism in Eukaryota, Fungi, Ascomycota, Eurotiomycetes, Eurotiales, Aspergillaceae. The record is from RefSeq and is a predicted model, not a curated record. The transcript has 2 exons.